Molecule: messenger RNA, 534 nt
Organism: Kazachstania africana CBS 2517
Lineage: Eukaryota; Fungi; Ascomycota; Saccharomycetes; Saccharomycetales; Saccharomycetaceae
Gene: LDB18
Product: Ldb18p
Exons: 1
Coding region: 1-534 (177 amino acids)
Source: RefSeq, a predicted model, not a curated record
AUGGCAACCACUAACCCGAUAAUUGCCCGACUUGUGAACCGUGUAAACCGAAUUGAGUCUUUUCUUGGUGACUACGAUGGCUCAGAAAAUAUUUUGGAAAAAACCACUUUACUUUUGGAUAUUUUACAGGGGAUCUACGAGAGAGGAAGCAACUAUAACAAGAACCUUUUCGAUUUAUUACAUGUGUUUGUAUCGACAAAUGAUUUUGAUGAAAGAACUGAAGUGGAAACUGUUAUUAAACUGCAACAAGAUGAAUUUGUGAAAUUAUCAUCGACUUUAGAAAAUUUAAAAUUAGCUUACGAUAAGCAUUUUAAAUUUGAUGCUAUUAUCGAAUUACCAAAAAAAACUAUUAAGUUUGAUUUGGAAUGCCUUGAUCAAUUGCCAAUUUUGAUUUUACAAUGUAAUGAAUUGAUUAUAAAAUCAUUGGCGAUGAGUGAAAAGUUUUUGGAUUAUAUCAUUACCUGCAAUGAUAAAUUCCGAUCCGUUAAGUCAAAAUUGGAUAGGCUUGAGGAACAAAUAGAUUCCAUAGGUUAG